AUGUCGCUAUACUCAACUGAUACACGGCCUAUCUUACAAGCAGUGCACACAGCCACGGAAGACUUAGGCUUUUGUCGCAACCGCGUCUGGGCGAUAGCCAAGAGCCUACCAGGAGGUGCUGGACAAUUCCCGAGAUUACUCCCUCCACCGGAGAAUCUGUCAUACAAAGCAAAAAGGGACGACCAUGAGCUUUGUACGUUCGACUUCUGCGAGCAAUCUCGGGUCAAUUUUACUCUGGUGAAGCAGCGUCACGAAACGUCUUGUGUGGCAAACCGCUGUCCUCCUACAGAAUUCCCUUCACAGUUUGUGGCUGAUGCUGUCCGCAAAGAUCAACCCACAGUGUGGGACUUUGAAGGAACUAAGACACUUCAACGCAAUGAGCGCUAUAUGGCAAUAUCUCAUGUAUGGUCUGAUGGUACAGGCGCCGGAAAUCAGCCCCCCGGUCAUGUAAACACCUGCUUGCUGCAGUUCUUUCGGGGCUUUGCCCAAAAGUUCGAUUGCAAGGGUAUAUGGUGGGAUACAAUCUGCAUUCCAACAAAGAAAGACCUUCGUGAGAAAGCUUUGAAAUCCAUGCAGCAAACCUACACAGCCGCGGCAGUCACACUGGUGCACGAUUGCUUUCUUAGAGAUUGCGAAUGGCGCGAUGCCGACUCGGCAUGCUUUUACAUCGUCAUGUCUCCGUGGUUCAGCAGAGGCUGGACGGCAUUAGAGUUAAAAAUGUCCCAGAAAGUUCAAGUCAUCUUCAAUAGUCCUAGUGGUCCGAUUACAAAAGAUCUAGACGAAGACAUACUGAAAUCAGAGAGCAAUAAUUGCAUUUCUCCCGAGCAUGAAGUCGCGAAAGCAAUACUCCGCAGGCUUCGGGGGGACAGAGUUGGCCAAUUGAAUGACCUUCUAGCCAUUCUCGGCUCACGCCAUACAUCUUGGCCGAGGGACAUGGCGAUCAUUUCAGGGCUCAUGAUUGGAAUCGAAUUACCAGAAACCUACGCCCAUCAGAAAAUUUAUCAAGAGAUUUUACAGAAGCUAGGCAAAAUAUCGCAUGCGCAUCUCUUCCACAAUUCAGCGACUAUGACAAAUGGAUAUAACUGGUGUCCUACAAACCUCUAUGAUCUACCUGUUACGCUUUCAAGCCACACCCUUCAGAUUGAAGAGAAUGGGAAUUUGUUUGGCGAGUGGAAUAUCAUGUCUCUCGAUCUCAUCAAAGACGAAAGCUUUGUGUGGGGUCGUGCGCAUCCACUGAUAGAAGCAAAGGUUCUCCUGGCUCGACAAGAGAUAAACAACCAUAUCUUACUCAUCGAGCCUGGCUUCACUUCUGAAGAGACCCGAAUAAGCCGAGGUCUUCUGGUCAAGCCCUCACUUAGGCGUGAUGAGACCUAUCUCGAUUGUUAUUGUGAUUAUGUUGGUCCGGUUUACUUUCACCCACCGUUGAUGAGAUCAGAGAUCGAAAACUUAGAUCAGAGCUUGUCAUUCAAGAUUCACGUUGGAUACGAUGAGACUAUUCACAACGGCAGCCAUCAAAGCACUGAAAAUGAAGACAGUGCCCAGAGCAUGAUCAAAGACAUGAAGGAUGGCUCACCAAAUCCGCAAUAUAGGAAACGAGAAAGUGGUUUAGGAUUUGACCUUGCUGCAUGGGACCAAUCGAAAAUCUGGGAAGAAUUUAAGAAAGCUGCCGCUAGUGGCGAUUAUGAAAAGGUUGAAAAUCUCUUGGAGAAGGUAGUCAAUCCGGACAACACUGAUCAAUCUGGGUGGUCUGCAUUACAUCAUGCCGUUUGGAAUGGCCGAACAAAAGUAGUCAAGCUACUUGCGAAAAGGUUAUCUCUUCAAAAAGCGAGUGCUUUUGGCGAGGAACCACUUCACCUCGCAGCAGAACGUGCGAAAAGAUGGGUUGAAUGCCUUACACCUAGCGGCGGUGGGGGCUUCAGCGAAAUUGUGGAUGAAAUUCUACAAGAGAAAUGGGAAAUCAACGCAACCACCGAUGUUGAAGAGCAAACUGCACUACAUAUGGCAUCAUCUCGUGGCCAUGAAGGUGUAGUGCAUGUUCUCGCCAAGCACGACGCUGAUCACGCCCUCAAAGACUACGAACACAAAACCGCUUUCUCUCUGGCAGUUUUCAAUGGCCACCAAAAGAUCGCGGAGAUGCUCAGAGCGGCAGGAGCGGACCCUGAUCUCCGAGAUGAGAAAGGCUGGACUAUGCUUCAUCACGCAGUGCAGGAAGAUCAAUAUACAAUUAUCAAGCUACUCUGCGCUCUUAGAGUGGAUCUCGAAGUCCGAACGGAAUUUGGCUGGACUCCGCUUCAUCAAGCGGUGUCUAGCGGACGGCUUUCCGCUGUAAAAUUACUUGCGGCCGAAGGAGCGUAUCUCGAAGCUCGAGAUAAACAAAGCCAGACUCCGCUUCAUCGAGCGGCGUAUGACGGCCACGUUGGCUCUAUAGAGAUACUCGCCGGUUUUAAAGCGGAUCUUGAAGCCCGAGAUGACUCUAGCCAGACUCCGCUCCAUCGAGCGGCGGCCAACGGUCAUCCUACCGUUAUCGAGAGACUCGCUGAGCUUGGAGCCAAUCUCGAAGCCCGAGAUGAAUUUGGCGACACCCCGCUUCAUCGAGCGGCAGCUAACGGUCAUGUUACCUCUAUAAAGACACUCGCUGACCUUAGAGCGGAUCUCGAAGCCGCAGAUGAAUCUGGCCAGACUCCGUUCCAUCGAGCGGCGUAUAAUGGCCACCCUACAGUCAUCGAGAUACUCUCUGAGCUUGGAGCCAAUCUGGAAGCCCGAGAUGAUUUCAGCCAAACUCCGUUUCAUCGAGCGUCGUUUAACGGUCAUGCUGCCGUUAUCGAGACACUCGUAGACCUUGGCGCUAAUCUCGAAGCCCGAGAUGAAUUUGGCCGGACUCCAUUUCAUCAGGCGGCGAUCAAAGGGCAUGUAACCGCUAUCAAACUACUCGCGGCUCGAGGUGCGAAUCUCGAAGCCCAAGAUACUGAUGGCCAGACUCCGCUUCAUCACGCGGAACUCAGUCGUCAUGAUUCAGCUGUCAAGAUACUCAGCGACCUUAUAGCUAGGUCUCAACAAGUGGAACGGCCUUAG
Molecule: messenger RNA, 3072 nt
Organism: Penicillium concentricum
Lineage: Eukaryota; Fungi; Ascomycota; Eurotiomycetes; Eurotiales; Aspergillaceae
Exons: 2
Coding region: 1-3072 (1023 amino acids)
Molecular function (GO): protein binding
Source: RefSeq, a predicted model, not a curated record